GUAACUGGAAAAUACUUAUCCAAGAUGGAGGCUAGUCUGCCAAUAUGUUUUCUUGGAGAUAUAGUAUACAUCAGGUAUCAACAUCCUGGUGGGGAUUCUCCAGAAGUCACAAGCUCAGUUAAGAUCUUUGUGGAAGAAGAUUUGUCACCUAUUAGCAAUCAGCAACAUACUGGAGAAAAACCUCAGGAAGAACACACUUCAGUUCAGUUUCCAACAAGAGUAAGAGCAGCAAGAUCUUCUCCAUCCCAUGGAAGACGGCCAAGAAGCACAAGAUCAGCUCAUCUAAGGCGCAGAAAGAUGGUAACAUUUGUAGAUGAAGAGGGACCAUUUUCAGACAAAACUCUCCGAAGAGGUAAUGCUUUCCUCAGGAAAAUAUAUCUCAUGUUGACAAUUCAUCUGAGCUUCACUGUUGGUAUAAUCUGCAUGUUCAUCUACUGGAAAUACCUUACAAUAUGGGUACGUAGGCGGCCAUGGUUUUGUUAUGCCCUCUUACCAGCAAUCUUGAUACUGGCUAUUGCUUUAGCCUGUUGUGAUCAGGCCCGCAGAAGAUUCCCACUUAAUAUAAUUUUGUUAUCAAUGUUUACAGUUCUUGAAGGUACCUUACUUGGAUCAAUUGCUGCUUUCUUUGAUGCAGAAUCAGUGAUGUGGGCUGUCGGUGCCACUGCAGUGAUCAUGUUUGGAUUUUCUAUUUUUGAAUUUCAGUCAAAGUGGGACCUUACCAUUACAUCUGGAGUCUUGUUCAUUUUGGGUUCUGUAUUAGCCAUUUUUGGAGUUCUUGCUGCCAUCCUGCAAUCAAUGUGGCUACGAAUAAUAUAUGGUGCCUUUGGAUCACUACUUUUUAGCGUAUAUCUGUUGGUGGAUACACAACUAAUGCUGGGAAAGAAGCACCACUACCGCCUGGAGCCUAAUGACUACAUUUUUGCGGUACUGAACGUCUACAUCGACAUUAUCAAUACGUGUUUGUUUGUACUGAAAUUUGUUGGUUUUUUAAAGUGAAAAGUAUGUUGACCCAAUAAAAAGGAUUGCUAUAGAUGUUGCAUGAACAAAAAUGAUAAAUUAACUUCUAGGGAAACAAAAUAAACCAUUAUAACAUGAGAAAUUGGCUAGUUACAAAAACACUAC
Molecule: messenger RNA, 1122 nt
Organism: Anolis sagrei ordinatus
Lineage: Eukaryota; Metazoa; Chordata; Lepidosauria; Squamata; Anolidae
Source: RefSeq, a predicted model, not a curated record